Messenger RNA from Phanerochaete carnosa HHB-10118-sp, 1005 nucleotides. RefSeq lists its product as uncharacterized. The transcript has 11 exons. NCBI's taxonomy places the organism in Eukaryota, Fungi, Basidiomycota, Agaricomycetes, Polyporales, Phanerochaetaceae. The record is from RefSeq and is a predicted model, not a curated record. The coding region runs from base 1 to 1005 and encodes 334 amino acids. Gene Ontology annotation, molecular function: arylformamidase activity.
AUGGCUGACAGAAAGCUCCCCAGCUUUGACGAACUCCCCCACUUCCACGAGUACACGGGCUGUGCUUGGGAAGUGUGGGGCAAAGACGACGAGCUUGGGACCGUGAACCUUCUCACUGAGAAAGUCAUCAGCGAGGCCGCGAAGGAGAUCAAGAUAGGCAAGACGUUCUGCUUGAACCUACCAAUUAACUACCCGAGCAAACCGACGUUCAAGCGUCAGCCGGCCAUUCAUACGCAGUGGAUGCUUGACGAGUGCAGCAACGAUGACACAAUCUCCAUCAACACCCAAUCUGGCACGCAGUGGGACGGGCUCCGCCACUUUGGUAUCUUCAACGGCCACAAUGUGUUUUAUCAAAACAUUCCUGCUUCCGAGUUCGCUUUAGGCCACUUCUUCAUCAGUGACCCCGAAGAUUUGAAAAGGUAUAUACACAAGAUCAAGCUUGGCAUCCAUAACUGGGCGCAGCACGGCAUCUGCGGCCGUGGCGUGCUCCUCGACAUGGUAAGGUUCUACACGGAGGACGGCAAGAAGCCACUGCCGUACGAUCCCUGGUCGACGCACGCGAUCCCAGCAAGCGACUUCGAGGCGUGUGCGAAGAAGCAAGGCGUCACGUUCAAGACUGGCGACAUCCUCAUCUACCGUGGCGGCUUCACGCAGAAGUGGUAUGCCGCGACGCGGGCGGAGCGUGAGUCACUCUCAGCGAAGCCAGAAGCUUUCGCUGGGAUUGACCAGUCUGAGGACAUGAAGAGGUUCCUUUGGGACAACCAUUUCGCGGCGAUCGCCUCUGACCAGCCUUGCAUUGAGCGCUGGCCGAAGCCCGAGGGCACUCCGCACAUGCACUCGACGCUACUCGGCCUGUGGGGUAUGCCUAUCGGCGAGUACUUUGAGCUCGAGAAGCUGGCCGAGGCGUGUGCCGAGUCGAAACGGUACACGUUCUUCUUCACUUCGUGGCCGCUUAACAUUCUUGGAGGCGCCGCCAGCCCUCCCAACGCUGCAGCUUAUUUCUAA